AUGUUCGUUCUAAGUUCUCCAACUGCUUCUUGGGUUGUUGAUCUCUACAACAAUAACAUUACCGGUUCACUUCCUCUAUCAGUUACCCACUUGUCGUUUCUCCGUCAUUUACAUCUCGGUGGAAACUUUUUCACCGGGAAAAUCCCGUCAGAGUAUGGUGUUUGGUCUCAUCUCGAGUAUCUCGCUGUUUCGGUAACGAGCUUUUCGGACCUAUUCCGCCGGAGAUCGGAAACCUUACUUCACUACGUGAGCUUUACAUUUUACAACAUCUAUGACGGUGGUAUCCCACCGGAGAUUGGUAACUUAUCGGAGAUGGUGAGGCUUGACGCUGCUUACUGUGGUUUAACCGGUGAGAUUCCGGCAGAGUUGAGUAAGCUUCAGAAAUUGGAUACUUUGUUUCUUCAGGUGAAUGCGCUUUCCGGGUCUCUUACGCUGGAGCUUGGAAGCUUGAAGAGCUUGAAGUCUAUGGAUUUGUCGAACAAUGGUUUCACCGGUGAAGUUGCGGUGAGUUUUUCUGAGCUGAGGAAUCUUACUCUUUUGAACUUGUUUAGAAACAAGCUUCAUGGAGCGAUACCGGAGUUUAUCGGCGAGAUGCCGGCGCUUGAAGUGUUGCAGAUUUGGGAGAAUAACUUCACUGGAAGCAUUCCUCAGAGUUUGGGGAAAAACGGGAAGCUUACACUUGUUGAUGUUUCUUCAAACAAGUUAACUGGUUCUCUUCCACCUUAG
Molecule: messenger RNA, 726 nt
Organism: Vicia faba (fava bean)
Lineage: Eukaryota; Viridiplantae; Streptophyta; Magnoliopsida; Fabales; Fabaceae
Source: the annotation of a GenBank genome assembly